UUAUCAAGCAGCAAGUGCUCUUAACCACUGAGAACUCUCUCUAGCUCCUGUUUUUUGUUUUUAAUCAUCUUUAAUUAUGUGUGUGUGUGCGUUUGCGUUGGGUAUGUGUAUGUGUGCUGGCUAGUUUUGUCAACUUGACAUAAGCUAGAGUCAUCACAGAGGAGGGGCCUCAAUUGAGAAAAUGUCUCCAUGAGACUGGUCUGUAAGCAAGCCUGUUAACAUUUUCCACAUUAGUGAUUCAUGGGGCAGAGUCCAGCUCAUUGCGGGUGGCGCCAUCCCUGGGCUGGUGGUCCUGGGUUCUUUUAGAAAGCAGGCUGAGCAAGUCUACCACAGGAAGCAGCACCCCUCCAUGGCCUCGGCAUCAGCUCCUUCAGGUUCCUGCCCUGUUCCAGUUCCUGCCUUGGCUUCCCUCAGUGGAUUGUGAUUCAGGAUAUGUAUGCCAAACAAACACUUUCUCCCCAAGUUGCUUUGAUUAUGGUCUUUCUUUUUUGUUUUGUUUUCUUGAGACAGGGAUUCUCUUUGUAGCCUUGGCUGUCUCGGAUUUGCUUUGUAGACCAGGCUGGCCUCGAACUCAUAAGAGCUCUGCCUGCCUCUGCCUCUGCCUCCCAAGUGCUGGGACUACAACAGGCGUGCACCACCGCAUUGUGUGCCUAGAUCACAGCAAUAUUAACCCUAAUUAGGACAGCAUGUGAAUACCGGUGCUCAACCAGGCCAGAGAAUCCCUUGGAGACGUAGUUACUGACUGUUGGGAGUCACCCGAUGUGGAUUUUGGAAACUGAACUUGGGUCCUCUGAAGAGCAAUAAUGCUCUCAACCUCUGAGUUAUCUCUCCAGCUGCCUCCAAUCGGAACCUGGGUGGCUGGCUGCCCUCCUACAGCUGAGGCACCGGGGCCAUUCUAUCAGGCAGUAAGUGGGUAACUGCACGGUUUACAAGAACCAUCUGGUUGGAGUAGGAAGUGCCAGCUGAGUUCCCCGAGACAGGGCCCAGCGAUCCAGGGACAACAACAGUUCUGUUUAAAUGUAAAUCUCUGAGCAGGGCCAACUCUGUGCUGGAUGGAGCACAAGGCAGUCCAGGGCACUGCCCGCGCCUGUCCUUCCCGUCAGCUCCUGCUGUCACUCAGCAGUCGCUGGGCGGUCCCAGCCAAUCAGGGCCUCCAAGCUCACAGCGCUCAAUCAAAAGCGCCGGGAGGCGGGUCCUCUGGCCGCCAUGCUCCGCGGCCGAGGAAGGCUCGUGGACGCGUCUGCUACGCUGUGGCCGCCGCCGCCGAGACUGUGAGGACGCGGCCGCGCUCGGACACCGACAUGGCCUCAGUGAGCUUCGAGGAUGUGGCUGUGCACUUCACCCUGGAGGAGUGGGCUUUGCUGGACCCUUCCCAGAAGAGUCUGUACAGAGAUGUGAUGCAGGAGACCUGCAGAAACCUCGCUGCAGUAGGAAACAGAUGGGAAGAGACGAAUGUUGAAGACCAUUAUAAAAAUCCUGGGAGAAAUCCAAGAAGUCCCAUGUUAGAGACCCACUCUGAGAGUACCGACGCUGGUCAGAAUGAAGAAACCAUGAAGUGGAUCGCCAGUCUCCAGAGAAGCAUGAUGACAGUUUUUUCUGGACUAAUACCGUAUGAAUCCAAUGUGUGCGGAACGGAUUCCUUGUGUCACGUGUCCUCUAAUAGGCAUGCCACAUCUCACCCUGCUUAUAAACAUGAACAUGAGGAAUGUGGAUCUAAGCAAUAUGAUUUCAGCUCUCUCACUAGCUUUCAGAAGUGCAUGGGAGCUCACACUGGUAAGGAGCCUUGUGGAUGUGAGGUAUGUUCAAAAUCUUUCUGUUUUCCAAAUUCAUUAGGUGUACAUCAUGAGGCUCACGGUGGAAAAAUGCCCUGUCAAUACAGGGAGUGUGGAAAGACCUCUCUGUACACGCCUGGAGGAACCCACACGACGGGGAAGUUUUAUGAAUGUAAUAUUUGUGGUAAAGUCUUGAGUUCUUCCGCUUCCCUUCAAAGACAUGAAAUGAUUCACACUGAUAAACUCUAUAAAUGCACAUAUUGUGGUAAAUCUUUUAGAUAUCCAAAGUAUCUUCGAUUACACGAAAGAAUUCACACUGGAGAAAAACCCUAUGAAUGUAAACAGUGUGGUAAAGCCUUUAGAUUUCCUGGUUCCUUGCCGUUACAUAAAAAAAUUCAUACUGGAGAAAAACCCUAUGAAUGUAAACAAUGUGGUAAAGCCUUUAGGUUUCCUGGUUCCUUACCCUUGCAUGAAAAAAUUCAUACUGGGGAAAAGCCUUAUGAAUGUAAGCAAUGUGGGAAAGCUUUUAGGCGUCACUAUCAUCUUCAGUUACAUGAAAAAAUUCAUACCGGGGAAAAACCCUAUGACUGUAACCAGUGCGGGAAAGCCUUCCGACGGCACAGUCAUCUUCAGAGACAUGAACGGACUCAUGCUGGAAAGAAACCCCGAGAAUGCAAAUAACAUGCUAAACCCUGUGCACGUCACGGCUAUCUUCUGUUACAUGAAAGAACUCACCCUGGAGGAAAAAAUGCUGUCAGCGGAAACAGCGUUGGAAAAGCUUGCACUUACGUGAACUCGGUCAUAUUAGAUGCAAACCCUAUGAAGUAGACACUGUGGUGAAGCCAUUACAUGUGAUUGCCAGCUUCAGUUUUAUAAAUAAAUUUAUGCCAGAGAAAGCUAUGUGGACAUUGUGGUGACGCUCUUAGAUGUUAUACUUGACAGUGACAAAAACUGGAAGGAAAUCCUGUGGAUGUAAAUAGUGUGGCCAAAGUUCACACAUCACACACAUGACAUAACUGAUAUGUGAGAAGAAAACCUAUAAAUGUAAAUAUAUAUCUAUAUCUAUCUAUCUAUCUAUCCUCCCCUUGUGUAGACAAAAACACUUUAGUUCUUUCAUACUCAAUAAAACUCUGAGAGUGUAAGCUGGGGGAAAGGCAUCAGCUGUCAUGGUUUCAUCAGCAGUGACCCUGUGGGUUACUUACUGGACCAUGGACAGCUCGCCAGCACAGGCACCACCACACCGCCCAUGGCAGCUUGAGUGUUGCCUACAUUCCUAUAGAUCUGCACAACUUGGAGGGAGCUGAGCUGCUCAGAGCCUCUUGCCUCAGCAGUGUGUACUGUUCUGAGUACCUCCUCAGGGCUGUGGGACUUACAAGUUAGUUUACUUGUAAGUCUGCUGAGUCGUGUUCUUCCCUCCUAGGACAGUGUUUCAGUUAGAGGGUAGAGCUGGACAAUAAUCCACCCCUUUCUGUGACUCCUGCCUUUAAUUUUUUUUUUUAAAUUACUUUUUGAGCCUUGGAGAGGGUGAUGUUGAUAUCAGAAAUUUUACUGGUGGUUAUGAAUCUCUGAGGUACACCAUCACUGUAAAAGGAAGUGAGCCCACGAUAAGCUGUAGAUAACAGUCACAGUGAUCCAUGUGCAGAACUGUGGCUGUUAUAAGGCAGUUGGUUAGACACAUCACUUCUGUCGGCUAAAACAGUAGCAGUUAUUUUGCAGCUGGGGCUGCUGCUGUCUCCAGGCAUAGGAGUCUGUCCUGGCUUAUGGAACCAGACAUGAAUGUCCUACUGUAGAGUUAAGUUGCCUUAAACCCAGUGAGAGUCAUGCCGCUAUAACACCAACAGGCACAGCUUGCUUAGCAUUUUGGUACCGUAACACACAGGGUCUACAGCUGAGUGACACUGCUGGUGAGGAAUGUCUGCAGCCAGCAUGGAAGCCACCUCUGGCUCACUUCCAUGUCUUGUUGCCAAAGACCUUAUCUUCAGCACUAGGGUCUCAUCCUCUACAGAACUGUUGGGAUAGUCUUUGUGCAGUAUGUAAAGGUUGUAUUAUUCAAAUGUUGAUUUCUGUACCCGCAGAUUCUAAGCACUGUGUGGACUUUGGUAUUGUUACUUUUAUGAAGCAUCAUCUGUCUCAGUUUUUGGUAAACACUUUUCUCUAUCACCUUCUGAUUGGUUUAACAGAAUGCUGAGAUGGCAGGGGUUGAAAGGUGGGCCCUCUGGGCAGGGUUAGGAACUCUGGGAAAGAAUCAGAUGCAGGGGAUUCUUCUUCCAUGGAGGAAGAUGGACGUAUUGGGACUGAUUGAGAGGUAAUAGGCCACAUGGCAAAUGUGGACUACAUUAAAUGGGUUAAUUAAGUUACAUGAGUUAGUUGGGAAAUAGUCUAAGCUAAGUGCUUUCAUAAUAAAAGCUUAGGCUUUCAUAAUAGUAAUGUCUCUAUGUUAUUAUUUGAGAGCUGGCCAAUUGAGGCAGUCCAAUGAUACAUAACCAAGAGCAAUGAUAUGGUUUGUGGGGCUUCAGGAUCCUCCUUGGCCAACAGUUCGUACUGAGGUAGCCUACCCUUGUCAAUGGAAUAUUCACUUAACAACCUUACAGGUAUUCUGUCAGGAGGGUAUGUCCUGUACUUAAACAGCUAAAGAGCUAUUGUUUUAAGAGCCCAUUAAAAAAACAAACAAAACCCAC
Messenger RNA from Meriones unguiculatus (Mongolian gerbil), 4450 nucleotides. Its product is annotated as zinc finger protein 709-like. NCBI's taxonomy places the organism in Eukaryota, Metazoa, Chordata, Mammalia, Rodentia, Muridae. Gene Ontology annotation, biological process: regulation of transcription by RNA polymerase II. The transcript is spliced from 4 exons. Gene Ontology annotation, molecular function: RNA polymerase II cis-regulatory region sequence-specific DNA binding; DNA-binding transcription factor activity. The coding region runs from base 1053 to 2453 and encodes 466 amino acids. The record is from RefSeq and is a predicted model, not a curated record.